AAUUUGAGUGUUUUUCAUCAUCGAUAAUGGCAAGAUCACCGACUGAAAGUAUCGAUAUUGAGUUAUUUCAAGAUGAUUUCAAAAACAUCGAUCAAGAAUUUCUCCAAUCAGUCAUUUCGAUUUUUAGCUUUUUUCCUUUAAUAUUCUAUAAAAUUCAAUUUUUAUUGAUGACUAAAGACGCUACAUAUGCCUAUGGUAAAGAAAUAUGCUCAUGGUUAUCUUUGGAAGAUGAUAUGGAAGCUGAUAGUAUAUGGGAGAUGAUAAAUCAUAUGAUCAAACCACAACGGAUAUCUUGUCUUGAUGAUAUGAAAAUUGUUCAAGUAGAUUAUGGCCGUGAUUUUGUUGCCAUUCUCACUGAUGAUGGACGAGUGUAUCUUGCAAGUGAUGAUUCUAAUUGGAAGACGAAUAAAACAUUGCGAUUGAUUUCCAACGAUAAUCAUCGUUUCAAGAUGAUUGCUUGUGGACAGUAUCAUGUAUUAAUGCUACGAAAAGAUGGUCAUGUUUUCGCUAUGGGUUGUAAUAGUUGUGGUCAAAUAACUGGUAAUGAAAAAUCAUCAUAUGAAAGUAUGGUCCACAUUGAUAAGCUAGAGAAUGUCAAGCUCAUAGUUUGUGGAAUGAGUCAUAAUUUUUCAUUAACUAAUAAUGGAGAAAUUUAUUCCUGGGGCAGUAAUCAUUGUGGUCAAUUAGGUCUUGGUGAUAACGAAGACCGAGACACCCCAUGUCUUGUUGCAUUUUCAAAUGAUGAUUUGAUCAAUAUCCGAAUCAAAGAUAUUGUGGCUGGCCGAAUAUUUUCACUAUUUUUAUUUGAAAAUGGUCAGCUUUGGGGUUGUGGUUCUAAUAACAAUGGUGAACUUGGUUUCGAUUAUGAUUAUCAACGAUCAAAGUUAACAAAAAUACCUAUUGAAAAUGUAAAACAAAUUGUAUGUUCAAAAGAACAUAACUUUUCAAUUGCACAUGAUGGAUCAUCGUACUAUGCAUGGGGCAGAGCCGAAUGUGCCGAAAAGUUAUAUUUGAAAACGUCACCUGAAAAAUUGAAUGGUCAUCCGACAUCAAUUGUAGCUGCAUCGGCAAUGAUUCUAUCAUCAAAAAUAACAUUUGGUCUCAAAUCAACAAUCUAUGUAUUCGGGUCACAUGAUUCAAUCUCGUACCAAUGCAAAUCAGUCAAUCAAUUAUUCGAUAAUCAAGAUAGUUAUGAUGUGGAAUUUUCAAUUGACAAAAAACAUAUCAAGGCAUGCAAAUGUUAUCUCAAAUCGGUAUCGGAAUAUUAUCGUUUAAUGUUUUCCGGUAAUUGGAGUGAAAACGACCAAGUAAUCAUCAACGAUUAUUCGUAUGAAACAUACUAUGCCUACUUGCUUAUGUUACAUACUGGCGAAAUUCAGAUUAAUCGUCAAAACAUAACCGAGCUUGUUGAUCUGGCCAAUUGUUAUGAUGAUGAAACUUUGAUGAAAUGUUGUGAAAAAUUCAUAUGGAAUGAUCGGAAUGAACAAACUAUUCCCACAUAUCUUUCAUUAAUUAACAAAUACGAAAUGAAAGUAUUGCAUAAUAAACUCAGAAAUAUGAAAAGAUCACCGAAUGAAAAUAUCGAUAUUGAGUUUUUUAAAAAUGAUUUCAAAAACAUCAAUCAAGAAUUUCUCCAAUCUGUCGUUUCGAUUUUUAGCUUUUUUACUUUCAAAAAUAAUAAGGCCAAAAAACAAUUUUUAUUGAUGACCAAAGAAGCUACAUAUGCAUAUGGUAAAAGAAUAUGCUCAUGGUUAUUGGAGGAUUAUAUGGACAAACCAGAACGGAUAUCACGUUUAAAUGGUGAUAAAAUUGUUCAAGCAGUUUAUGGCCAUGAUUUUGUUGCCCUUCUAACUUAUGAUGGACGAGUGUAUCUUGCAAGCGAUGAUAGUGAAUGGGAGACGGAUUACAUUCGCCAAUAUGGCGUUAAUCACAAACUUAAAACUUAUUGGAAUACAAAUAAAAAAUUACGAUUGAUUUCCAACGAUAAUGAUCGUUUCAAGAUGAUUGCUUGUGGACACUACCAUUUAGUAUUGCUACGACAAGAUGGUCAUGUUUUCGCUAUGGGCUAUAAUGGUUAUAAUCAAAUACUGGCUACUGAAAGAUUAUCAUACAAAAGUAUGAUCCACAUCUAUAAGCUAGAGAAUGUCAAGCUCAUAGCUUGUGGAAGGAGACAUAGUGUAUCAAUAACUAAUAAUGGUGAAAUUUAUACCUGGGGCUGUAAUGAUGAUGGUCGAUUAGGUCUUGGUGAUGAAAAAAAAAGAAACACCAUAUGUCUUGUUCCAUUUCCAAAUGAUGAUUUGAUCAAUAUCCGAAUCAAAGAUAUUGCGGCUGGCGACCGACAUUCAUUAGUUUUAUUCGAAAAUGGCCAGCUUUGGGGAUUUGGUUCUAAUAGAAAUGGUGAACUUGGUCUUGGUGAUGAUAUUAAACUAUCAAAUUUGACAAAAAUACCGAUUGAAAAUGUACAACAAAUCGCAUGUUCAUUAUUCCAUUUUUUUCAUUGGCAUAUGAUGGAUCAUCGUAUUAUGCAUGGGGAAACACUAAAUAUGGCAAAUGGUCAUCACCUAGAAAAUUGGAUAAUUCGCACUCAUCAUUUGCUUCUGCGUCGACAAUGAUUCUAUCAUCACCACUCACAUUUGGUCUCACAUCAACAAUCGAUGAAUUUGAAUCACAUGAUCCAAUAUCGUACCAAUGCAAAUCAAUCAUCCAAUUAUUCGAUAAUCAAGAUAGUUAUGAUGUGGAAUUUUUGAUUGAUAAAAAACGUAUCAAGGCAUGUAAAUGUUAUCUCAAAUCUGUAUCGGAAUAUUAUCGUCGAAUGUUUUCCGGUAAUUGGAUUAAAAAGGAUCAAGUACCCAUCCAGAAUUAUUCGUAUGAAACAUACUAUGCAUAUGUACAUAUGUUACAUACUGGUAAAAUUCAUAUUAAUCAUCAAAACAUAACCGAACUUGUUGAUUUGGCCAAUUGUUAUAGUGAUGAUAGGUUGAUGGAAUAUUGUGAAACAUUCAUACGGAAUGAUUUGGACGAACAAACUAUGCCAACAUAUCUUCCAUUAAUUGAAAAAUACGAAAUGAAGGAAUUGUGUGUCAAACUUGCUCAUCUUGACCAAAAUCUUCGAUAACCUCUGGAAAACGUAGAAAAUUUUUUUAAACUUUCAUGAUUAUAG
Molecule: messenger RNA, 3160 nt
Organism: Dermatophagoides farinae (American house dust mite)
Lineage: Eukaryota; Metazoa; Arthropoda; Arachnida; Sarcoptiformes; Pyroglyphidae
Source: RefSeq, a predicted model, not a curated record